CAAAGGCAGAUACCCAGUGCCUGGCUUUCCCCCUGGACAGCGGGGAGAGGGCGUGCGGGCAGAGUUGAUCUCUAAGGCGAAGGCUUUCUUUACGGGCAGAGCAGGUCUGGGGUGGCUUUUAAAGCUGCCCUGGAGGACUGAGGCUUUCUUCUCCUCCCGUCUGCUGUGCGCUGCUCCUCCUGCUCCUCUGCCGCUCGCCCGCUCUGAGAUCCGGGGACAUGUUGUGCGUCUGAGAGGAGGCACGGGAGGGAGGGCGCUCCGCAGCGAGAAACUUUGUGCACAUUUCUGGGAGAGGAACAGCAGACAUGUCGGCAGCCGUGGGACCCGGUGGCUCCGUGCCGGGGGAGGCGGCUGGUCCCCGAAGCAGAAGCCGUCUCUGAAACAGGGUCUCAGAGUCUGGGGUGUCUCGCGUGUGACCCGUGCGCAAGAAAAUGAGUUCCGGGGUGAACUGCUAAACCAAAGGUGGACACACAGAGGCCAGGCCAGCAGCUGCAGGACCUCGAGACGCCUCCCGGGCAGACACGGCAAGAUGAGCUUAGAAAAUGAUGACAAGCGAGCUCGCACCCGAUCCAAGGCCCUCCGAGGACCCCCAGAGACCACAGCUGCAGACCUCAGCUGCCCCACCCCGGGAUGCACAGGCUCAGGACACGUCCGGGGCAAGUACUCCAGGCACCGAAGUUUGCAGAGCUGCCCUCUGGCCAAGAAGAGGAAGCUGGAGGGAGUGGAGGCCGAGCACCUGGUGUCCAAGAGGAAGUCGCAGCCCCUGAAGCUGGCUCUGCACGAGGGCUGUGGUGUGGACAGCGACGGCAGUGAGGACACCGAGGUGAAGGACGCCUCUGUUUCAGAUGAAUCGGAAGGAACUCUGGAGGGGGCCGAGGCCGAGCUGUCUGGACAGGAGGAGAUUCAUCGCCCCGAGCCAGCUGAAGGAAGGAGCCCCAUCAAGCCCCACUUUGGGGCCAACCCCGUCAGCAGCCCCGCCGGCUCCUCCAAGGGCAGCUACGGCAGCUACAAGGGAAGCAUCGCCACUUCUCUGCUGAACUUGGGCCGGAUCGCUGAAGAGACCCUGGUCGGGGAGGACCUGGGCCAGGUGGCCAAGCCAGGCCCCCGCAUCGUGCACCUGCUUCAGGAGGAGGCUGCAGAGGGGGCCACCAGUGACGAGGGUGAAAAGGACCUCUUCAUCCAGCCCGAGGAUGCGGAGGAGGUCGUCGAGGUCACCAGCGAGCGCUCCCAGGAGCUGUGUCCCGCGUCCCUGGAGGAUGUGGCCAGCGAGGAGUCCAGCACGCACAAAGGCGUCCUGGGUCACGAGGAGGAGGAGGAUGAUGAGGAGGAGGAGGACGAGGAGGAGGAGGAUGAGGAGGAGGAAGAGGAGGAGGAGGAGGAGGAAGAAGGGGAGGAAGAGGAGGAGGAAGGGGAGGAGGGAGAGGAGGGGGCAGCUGCCGACGUGAUCUUCGAGGAGGACGCCGCCCGCGCCUCUGCCCAGAAGGCCCCUGAGCUCCGGCGCCCGGAGCCGCCCAGCCCCAAGCCCGAGUACGCCGUCAUCGUGGAGGUCUGCUCGGACGACGACAAGAACGAGGACGCACGCUCCCAGAAGUCGGCGGUCACGGACGAGUCGGAGAUGCACGACAUGAUGACCCGGGGGAACCUGGGCCUCCUGGAGCAGGCCAUCGCCCUGAAGGCCGAGCAGGUGCGAGCCGUGUGCGAGCCGGGCGCCCCCGCGGAGCAGGGCCCGCUGGGCCUGGGCGAGCCAGCGAAGGCGGCGAGGCCCCUGGAUGCCGGGCGCAAGAGCUACUACAGCAAAGAUCCAUCGAGAGCUGAGAAGCGGGAGAUCAAGUGUCCGACACCAGGCUGUGACGGCACUGGCCACGUCACUGGCUUGUACCCGCACCACCGCAGCCUGUCGGGCUGCCCCCACAAGGACAGGAUCCCCCCGGAGAUCUUGGCCAUGCAUGAGAACGUGCUGAAGUGCCCUACUCCUGGCUGCACGGGCCAGGGCCACGUGAACAGCAACCGCAACACACACAGAAGUUUAUCUGGCUGUCCCAUUGCUGCUGCCGAAAAAUUAGCCAAAUCUCAUGAGAAGCAGCAGCCACAGACGGGAGAUCCUUCCAAGAAUAGCUCCAAUUCAGAUCGAAUCCUCAGGCCCAUGUGCUUUGUGAAGCAGCUCGAGGUCCCUCCGUACGGGAGCUACCGGCCCAGUGUGGCUCCUACCACGCCCAGGGCCAACUUGGCCAAGGAGCUGGAGAAGUUCUCCAAGGUCACCUUUGACUACGCAAGUUUCGAUGCUCAGGUUUUUGGCAAACGCAUGCUUGCCCCAAAGAUACAGACCAGCGAAACCUCACCUAAAGCCUUUCAAUGCUUCGACUACUCGCACGACGCGGAGGCGGCGCACAUGGCUGCCACUGCCAUCCUGAACCUCUCCACGCGCUGCUGGGAGAUGCCCGAGAACCUCAGCACGAAGCCGCAGGAGCCCCCCGGCAAGUCUGUGGACAUCGAGGUAGAUGAAAACGGAACGCUGGACUUGAGCAUGCAUAAACACCGCAAGCGGGAAAGCACCUUCCCCAGCAGCAGCAGCUGCAGCAGCAGCCCCGGCGUGAAGUCUCCUGAUGCCACCCAGCGCCAGAGCAGCACCAGUGCCCCCAGCAGCUCCAUGACCUCGCCCCAGUCCAGCCAGGCCUCCCGCCAGGACGAGUGGGACCGGCCCCUGGACUACACCAAGCCCAGCCGCCUGAGAGAGGAGGAGCCGGAGGAGUCAGAGCCAGCAGCCCAUUCUUUUGCUUCUUCUGAAGCAGAUGACCAGGAAGUGUCGGAAGAGAAUUUCGAGGAGCGGAAGUACCCGGGGGAAGUCACCCUGACCAACUUUAAGCUGAAGUUUCUCUCCAAGGACAUAAAGAAAGAGCUGCUCACCUGUCCCACCCCUGGCUGUGACGGCAGCGGCCACAUCACCGGGAACUAUGCCUCCCACCGCAGCCUCUCUGGUUGCCCUCUUGCUGACAAGAGCCUCAGAAACCUCAUGGCUGCCCACUCUGCCGACCUCAAGUGCCCCACGCCCGGCUGCGAUGGCUCCGGCCACAUCACAGGGAACUACGCCUCUCACCGGAGCUUGUCAGGCUGCCCUCGUGCCAAGAAAAGUGGAGUGAAAGUGGCCCCCACCAAGGAUGACAAGGAGGACCCUGAGCUGAUGAAGUGCCCAGUUCCAGGCUGUGUGGGGCUUGGUCACAUCAGCGGCAAAUACGCCUCCCACAGAAGUGCAUCUGGCUGCCCGCUGGCUGCCCGGAGGCAGAAAGAAGGUUCCCUCAAUGGCUCGUCGUUCUCCUGGAAGUCCCUGAAGAACGAGGGGCCAACCUGCCCCACCCCCGGCUGCGACGGCUCUGGCCACGCCAACGGGAGCUUCCUCACCCACCGAAGUUUGUCAGGCUGUCCCAGAGCAACAUUUGCUGGGAAGAAGGGAAAACUCUCAGGGGAAGAGGUUCUCAGCCCAAAGUUCAAGACCAGUGACGUGCUAGAGAAUGACGAGGAGAUCAAGCAGCUGAACCAGGAGAUCCGAGACCUGAAUGAGUCCAACUCGGAGAUGGAGGCCGCCAUGGUGCAGCUGCAGUCCCAGAUCUCCUCCAUGGAGAAGAACCUGAAGAGCAUCGAGGAGGAGAACAAGCUCAUCGAGGAGCAGAAUGAAGCCCUGUUUCUGGAGCUGUCCGGCCUGAGCCAGGCCCUCAUCCAAAGUCUCGCCAAUAUCCGCCUUCCACACAUGGAGCCAAUAUGCGAACAGAACUUCGAUGCCUAUGUGAGCACGCUCACCGACAUGUACUCCAACCAGGAGUGCUACCAGAACCCUGCGAACAAGGACCUCCUGGAGAGCAUCAAGCAGGCCGUGAGGGGCAUCCAGGUCUAGGCCGUGUGUCCUGAGGAGCGCCCAGCCCGCCUCAUCAUCACCUCCCACUCCCGCCCUUGCGGCGGGAUCCCCAACUCACAGUGACUUCUCGUUCGAAGCCCAGCGUGGCCUCGGGCGGGUUUAUCCAAAGGGGUGCCUGGAAAUUAGUGUCCCCCACGAUGCCCCUGCCAGGCUUGGGGCUGUGAGCCACCCACGAGGGGCACUGGGGCACUGAAGUAUUACAAAGUGAUUUAUUUUUGUUUUCUGGAAGAAAUCCGAAAAGCAGCUCAAAGUCUCCAGUGGAAGCUCAUGGACAAGGUUCUCAGGGAAGUUUUGGAGUUUGCAACCACAGUAUUUUGUCUGUCGAGGCUGGGAGGGUGGCCGCGGGCACAGUGGCGGGUGGUGGGAGGCUGAGGCUCAGCCUGGGGCAGCGUGUCUGUGCUCGGUGAGGGCCCUGUGGCACGUGUGUUUUCUGUUUUUGUUUAAUUCCGUUUGUGUUAAGGGUGGAACAAAGCUCUGUUCCAGAGGGAAAGUCAGGAGCAGGCCUUCCAGACUACCACUCGCGAUGGUUGGCAAGCAUCGCGGCCCACAGUCAGCUCAAGGAAUUUAAGCCUGGGACACCCCUGAAAAUCAGCCUUGUGUCUGGGGCUGUGGGCACCCAGAGCCUGUGCAGACACGUGUGUCUUGGGGUCAUGGCUCCCUCUGGGAGCUGUAGCCUCUAGACCACGGGUCUGGGCUCCAAGCCCAGGGACCACCAGGCCAGGCCUCUGGCUUCUGUGUGUCCACCCAGGCCCCUGGCCUGUCACUGCCACAUUUCCUGGGUCCUGUCUGGCUUGGUCUUUGUGUCCCAGGUGAGGUGGGGAUGACAUCAUUAGGUUGGGGGUAAAUUCCUAACAGGAGGCCACCAAGGUUUCACUUCUUUUAGAUCCAUUUGAGAUGUGAAAAAAGGUGAAUUUUAAUUUAAUGUGUUAAAAACACAAUGUUCCUACUGUGUAAAUAGAGUCCAAGUCAAUGGUGACUGCAAUUCAGAGUUAGUAUUUAAAAGUAGAGAAAUUGCACUUCUUGGAAGAAAUUAAAAAGUAGUUAGUUUAAUUAUUCUGUAAAUUAUUUAAUUUUGUCAAGAUGUAAGUAUUUAUAUUCACAACCUCUUAUGUUAACGUUUGCUAUUUAUUUAACAUUUUUAUUUAUUAAUUUUAUACUAUUUCAAAUAGAUCCCACACUAGGGCACCAUAAGAGGGAAAAAAGUGAAAUCAAAGCAAAGUAACUAUUUGACUAUAAUAUAGGCCACAAAAAAAAUCUUGAUAUAACUUCUAGUUAUAAUUUUGAUGCAACCAAGUUAUUUUUUAUAUAUUUUGUUAUUUAUUCUUUUAAUAAUGGAAUUUUUAAAAAAGUAUUUUGUAACUGAGGAAUUUUGAUAAUUUGGGGAUUUUUUUUCCCCUUAGUCUGGUGGAGAGAAAGACUUUUUGGUUUUCUUUUUCCCUUUUGGGUUCCUUUUGUUUCAGGCAGAGAUAACAGCAAAUGGAAUUCUGUAUUUAUUAUUAUUUAAGCGUAGCGCAGAUGUGCGUGCUCUGGCGUGUUUCUCGUGUCUGUGUGUGUGUUGGCUCUCACGGCUGAGCCGUCCUGUGAGGGAGUCUGGCCGCAGGCGCCGAGGAGCCUCCGGACGCAAGGCUCGCCGCCCUCCCUCUGACAGCUCUGAUACUGUGACCCUCCUUCCUCAGGAAACGCUUGAACCCACAGCACUGGCGUGUCUGCAGGGUGAUUUCCUAAUAAAAGUCCACUCUGACUGUGA
Microcebus murinus (gray mouse lemur) is the source of this 5654-nucleotide messenger RNA. RefSeq names its product myelin transcription factor 1 (gene MYT1). Lineage: Eukaryota; Metazoa; Chordata; Mammalia; Primates; Cheirogaleidae. Gene Ontology annotation, molecular function: RNA polymerase II cis-regulatory region sequence-specific DNA binding; zinc ion binding; DNA-binding transcription factor activity, RNA polymerase II-specific. Gene Ontology annotation, cellular component: nucleus. Gene Ontology annotation, biological process: regulation of transcription by RNA polymerase II. The record is from RefSeq and is a predicted model, not a curated record.